AUGGCGGUAAGAAAAGUUGCUCUUCCCGUCGAUGAAAGUGCUCACAGCGAGCAAGCUUGUGACUGUAAGUAUUAGUUUAUAUUAUAUUUUCGUGUUUGAUUAUUUAAACCCGGCCCUAGUCAAUUUUUUUUAUGAUGGAGGGUUUUGUAAGUUGAAUGUUUGUUGUACUUCUAGCAAGAUUGAAUAACACCCUAGGUGGUACUCUUUAUGACAAUUUCUUCUCAUCGUCUUUGCCUGUUUAAAUGCGAUAUAUAUAUAUAUUUUUUAAGUGAAACUUUCAUUGAUCGUAAAGGAACUAAUGCCUCUGACUAGCACACAAAGAAGCUAUCUAUAGCUAUUGCGUACUUUAAUACGUGUGUAAGGUUUAUGCUUUGCUCGUGCAUGAUGGAGUUUGGCUGUAGGAGAUCAUGUUGCCUUUUUUUCUUCACUUAUAAAGCGUCUUAAUUGGCUUCCCAAGCUGUAAAAUAUGAAUGGCCUGGAAUAAGCGCUUUUCCAAUGGGAUGCAAAAAGAUAGCCUGUUAAUUUAAUUUAAUAUUACCACUGUUGCAUAAAUUAACUAUAAAUUCCUGUGUCGCCUCCCGUGUCGUUUAGGAGAUCUUCCGAUCACAUGACAAGGAGAGUGACUUUUACGUGAGCACGGCAGUGUCGUGUUUUGAUCAUCGAAUUAAAAUCUCUGUCUCUUUUCUUGGAGGUGACUUUUGCAGAUGUAACUAGUAUUUUGCCAUGCUGAGCAACUUGUACAGUAGUUUCUACUUUAAAAAACAAAUGAGGGGAGGAGGGCAAACCUCUUCAUUUAGGGGUGUGCCACUCAGUGAGGUCAUAAUUUUGGGAGUGUUGGAGACUGAACAGUUUGCUGUUAGCCAUAUGUUCCAUGUUUUUGAAGAACACUAUCAGACUUGCCAAAUUCUGGGCAGGAGAUUUUUUAUCUUGUGUGGCAGAUUUUUUCCUCUUGUGCCAAAGCAUCCCAUGUUCCUCUUUCCUCCCCCACUUUCAUCCCAAGAAAGCAUAUAUGCCAACUCUCCCGGAUACAGCACUGAUCUCCUGCUCUCCUGUAAGGGACACAAAAUCUCCCAGAUAAAAUGGGGUUUUGAGCUUUUCUGUGCUUUAGUUUAAAUUAUUUAGCCCAUUUCUUCUCUCAAAAUUCAAACUUUUUUUAUUCAUUGUACAGUUUCUGGGACAUUUUUGCAUGUAUUUAGUCACUGACAAAGAUGAAAGCAAAUUUUGAUAGCCUGUACUUCAUGCAAGACUCCAUAUAAUGUCCUAAGCCAUUGCAGCUGGGUCAAUUUGCGGGCAGGGGGGUUUUGUAGGGCUGUUGACAUUCAGGGGGGGGGGGGGUAGAGCUGUAGUGCAAAAUAAAGAGUCUCCAGAUUUUGGAGGUUGGCAUCUCUGAAAAAAAAAAAAGGAAAACACUUACCACAACCUUGAUUAUUCCGGUAUUCAUAAAAGCCUAGACUCCUAAAUUUACAAACUGAUCCUGAUCAAGGGUUACUAACAGUCCAGGCAUCAAAGAAGCAGUAUUUAAGGUCUGUUUCAAUUUCCAUUUCACAUGUGCCAAAUCUAGUGCAGAUGAGCAAGAAUGAUUAUAGAUUUUUCUGAUUAUUCUUAAAUUUGGCACAUGUGAUCCACGAUUCACUUGUAAUAAAUUGUAGGAAAGUUCUUAUUUUGUCCUUUUUGUACAGGGUACCUAAGUAACAUGAAACAUGAUAACGACAAGGUGUUUGUGAUACAUGUUACUGAGAUGCCUCACAUGCUCUCCACUGGUAAGUUUUGUCUCAUAUAGCUGCAGUCUUGCUGCAUCUUAUUUCAGCAUUUUGAAUUUAGUCGUUGAAUUUGGUGUUUGAGGUCUUACUGGGAUCCUUUUUGGGGGCUUCUUUACAUGUGUUUCCGAAGUAAAACUGUUUCCAAGGGAAGAACCACAAAAACUGACAAAAAGUGUUAAUUACUGUACAUUUGUACAACACAUUUAUGGUAGAACUAUAUAUAUAUAUAUAUACGUAUCGAGCACUCUACUACGGAAAAAUCGAUACACAGACUUCCUAUAUAUAUAUAUAUAUAUAAUCCAACUCUGCAAAUCUACACAUCGCUCUAGUUUACCUAUUGAGCACUUUAAUAGCUGAUGAAAUCUUCAAUUCAUUAUAUUACUAUAUUAUAUAUAUAUAUAUAUCUUAAUCACAAAUGAAGACAGAAAACAGUUUCCUUUCAAUCCACCUAUAUUUCGAUCACAUUCAGUGAUCUUCUUCGGGAUGACUAACUAGCCGUUAACGUACAGAACUAUGGUGAAACUUACCAGGCAUAACCUAUUGUCAGGGUUCGGAAAAAAACUUGAAUUUCAUUUUGUCCUUUGGGCAAGCAACUCUCAUGUUUUUGUUGCCCCUGGCCACUUCUUUCUCAUUGUAGUUGUUGAUUGUUUGAGGAUGACUUGACUUGAUCCUUGGCCAUUAGGCGGCAAGUCAUUUUUAAUAGUUACUUGCCCAGCAAAAAGAUCUAGUUGUCCCAGACUGCCAGGACAGGUCUUUUUUCGAGCCCUGCUUUUGGUAUGUAUUCCUGGGGGCACUGAGACUCACCUGUCCUCACUAGUGAUUUCACACUAUAUAUUACUAAGGGGCCAAACAACUUUUGGUGGUAAUUUCAGUAGUUAGGCCUUCCUUACAAGAUUUUCAUUGGAAUUUUCGGGUCAACUUCUCAUGGUUUUUCGUGUUUUUCUCCAGUCUCCCUGACUGAAUCCUGCUCGUUCUGGCAUGUAUUGAAAGAUCUCUUUCCUCUGCACAGACAUAAGAUAACAAAGUUGUCCUUAAGGAAGAGUUGGAAAGUUUCUCAGGUGCUUGCAAGGGACAUGGAUUUACAUGGGUGGUUACAGGGCAAAAGGGUUAAUGAAUUAAUUUAUCCUCUUUCAGUUUCAUCCUUAUGUUAUACUGUAUGCAAUAGGCUAUUGAGAGGCCCUCAGGGUAAAAUCUAAACCACGUUUUAUCUCCAUGUCUUUGAAUCUGAACAGAAACUGUCACUAAAGAAGACUGGGACCAACAUAUAAAAAACCAUACUGAGAAAGUGAAACAGCUUGAGGAGAAAUACAAGAAGAAGUUGACUGAUGCAGGGGUAAGAUUUAUCCAUAAUGGUUAUUUAGAAGCAGAAAAUGUGCCAAUUAUGUGGAAACAGGUUUUAAAUGAUUUCACAGUUCAAUUCAAGUAGAAUUAUGGAGCUGUUUCAAUAUAGUUUGUGUUGAAUGUCAAGGGUCUCACAGUGUGUCUGCAUGUCAUGAAGUCUAGUGUCAAUCAAACAAAAUAUUUCUUAUUCAUACAGCUAUUUUGAGAAAGGUUGUCAGAAAAAAGCGAAACCCCGAAAGGUGUCUUGGGUAGUUUCAAGUUCCUCACCUCAGCAUUUCAGAAAAAUCUGAAAAAAAAGGCCAUAGACUUAUGUUUACAAGACAGUGCUAGAAUAAGGCAACAAAAAGGAGGUUCAAUAGCGAUUGUAAUAGUGUUGGGAACUUACCCAAAUAAUUUACUGAAAAUGGUUUGCAACCCAACAGAUUGUGUGUAAAUUUAAUUUCAUAGCACUAAUUCCAGUGACUGUUGAUAGACUGUCAUUAAAAGCAAGGUCAUGUUUGUUUUUCAGGUGGAUAUUGAGGUUAAACUCCAUGGUGGUAAACCUGGCGAGGCCAUUUGUUGUGUGAUUAAAGAGUGUGAUGUUGACCUUGUGGUGAUGGGAAGCCGAGGGAUGGGUGCUGUUCGACGCACCUUUGUAGGAAGUGUCAGCGACUAUGUUCUUCAUCAUUCUCAUGUCCCAGUUGUAAUUUGCCCCAAAAAAUGA
This is a messenger RNA of Porites lobata, 3804 nucleotides long. NCBI's taxonomy places the organism in Eukaryota, Metazoa, Cnidaria, Anthozoa, Scleractinia, Poritidae. The record is from the annotation of a GenBank genome assembly.